Messenger RNA from Verticillium alfalfae VaMs.102, 2047 nucleotides. RefSeq names its product transcription factor steA. Gene Ontology annotation, molecular function: DNA-binding transcription factor activity. NCBI's taxonomy places the organism in Eukaryota, Fungi, Ascomycota, Sordariomycetes, Glomerellales, Plectosphaerellaceae. Gene Ontology annotation, biological process: sexual reproduction; regulation of DNA-templated transcription. The record is from RefSeq and is a predicted model, not a curated record. The coding region runs from base 164 to 2047 and encodes 627 amino acids. Gene Ontology annotation, cellular component: Ste12p-Dig1p-Dig2p complex; nucleus; Tec1p-Ste12p-Dig1p complex. The transcript is spliced from 3 exons.
CAGCUUCGCGGAAACAAGAGCUGCUCUCUCAUCAACCGGUUCGACGCGACCGUCAACCGCCGUCCGCAAGAACCAAUUGGAGCACCGGCUUUCACAGCGGCCUCCUCCACAAAUCCAAAUCCCACAACACAACAUCAUGUACUCUCAACAGCAUGCCGCCGCCAUGGCGCCGCAAAAGCCUGAGACCUUCAUGCUGAGCACCGAGGCACAGCAGGCAUUGCCCCAUGACGCCCAGGUCGCCCUUCAGCAGGUCGACAACCUGAAGUACUUCCUCAUCUCUGCCCCCGUCGACUGGCAGCCCGAUCAGUACAUCCGCCGCUUCCUUCUGCCCACGGGUGAGUACGUUUCGUGCGUGCUCUGGAACAAUCUCUUCCACAUUUCGGGCACCGACAUUGUGCGCUGCCUCUCCUUCCGCUUCCAGGCCUUUGGUCGGCCCGUCAAGAACUCCAAGAAGUUUGAGGAGGGCAUCUUUUCCGACCUUCGCAACCUCAAGUCCGGCACCGAUGCCUCGUUGGAGGAGCCCAAGAGCCCCUUCCUUGACUUCCUGUACAAGAACAACUGCAUUCGUACACAGAAGAAGCAGAAGGUCUUUUACUGGUACAGCGUCCCACAUGACAGACUCUUCCUCGAUGCUCUGGAGCGCGAUCUGAAGCGCGAGAAGAUGGGCCAGGAAGCCACUACCGUCGCCGUCAGCGAGCCCGCCAUGUCUUUCCAGUACGACUCGUCGCAGUCGCUCUACGAGCAGCUCACCAAGGCCCAGCAAGCCAACUCUUCAUCUUUCAGCGCCCAGCAGCAGGUGUCGUUCCCCCAGUCCCAGUCGACCUCACCCGUCAUGAGGGCGAUCGACUCGAUGCCUCCUCCCCAGAUGAUGCCUCAGUCAGUCCCCCCCAUGGGUGACGGCCUCGAGUCCAUGGUGCCUUACGGCGCCAUGCAGAUGCCCUCUUCCAUGCCCCCCUCCAUGCCUCAGGGCAUGCCUCCCCAGAUGCCGCCUCAGCAGAUGGUCAAGCGUGAGCCCGACUACGGUCGUCCUCAGUACAACCAAAACGGCAUCCCCGUCAACCAGGGCCAUCAGCGCCACGCUUCCAUGCCCGCGUACGGGCUGGAGUAUUCGCCCGCCCCUUCGUUCACUGGACUGUACACUGCCAUUCCUGACCACAUGGUCGGCGGCAACGGUCUGAACGGCAUGAUUCAGCUGCCUCCCUCUAACCUGGCUGGUGCUCAGUUCUCGCGCGGUUACGGCGCCAACAACGUCUAUUCUGUCAUCGAGGGCUCGCCCACGUAUAAGCAGAGGAGGCGACGCUCGUCCAUCCCUCCUUCCAUGUCCGCCAUUGCCGCUGCCACGGCUCAGGCUCAGGGACAGCAGCAGCAGCAGCAAGCUCCUACCCACAGGCCUUCUGAGCUUCGCCGCUCAGUCUCGGCCUCGGUUGGACCGGUGUUGGAGGGCGACGAGUCGGCAGAAAACUCCCCGCCCGGCCUCACGUACAGCACGUCUGCCAUGCAUCUCAUGAACCAGCAGCACAAGGACGUACUCGACAUGUCUCGUCACGGUACGCCGCUGUCGAACGUGGAUGGUAGCCCGGCGCUGAACCCAAUGGCGCUCCAACAGCAGGACUUCCCUCAGCUGACAAGCGAGGACAUGUCGGCUGAUGGCUCCAUGGCCGUCUCGCGUGCUGUCAUGCAUGGUCCUAACGGCGCCGUCCGUCGCGCGCGUUCUGCUACCGUCAUGGAGCUCGGCCCUUACCCCCAGAAAUCACACUCUUGCCCCAUUCCCACACACCGACGAACCCACGAACGUGGCGAAGGCAUGGAUGGUCCCGUUAACUUCUCUGGCGAGGAGGAAGAGGACUACUCUGGCGAAGACCAGCUCGGCUCUCUUGAGGAGGCCUCGCCCAGCUCCGAGAACGCCUACAUCACUGCGUCUCUUAACGGUGUCGCUGAUGGCCAAGUACACGGCAACGUGGUUGCGCCUCAGACCUUCAACAGCCUCCAGACGCUCAGCAUGCCCAUGACGCUCAGCCAGCCUGCCAUGCACAGUGGCGCCAUGUGA